This is a messenger RNA of Ostreococcus lucimarinus CCE9901, 2817 nucleotides long. RefSeq lists its product with no specific name. NCBI's taxonomy places the organism in Eukaryota, Viridiplantae, Chlorophyta, Mamiellophyceae, Mamiellales, Bathycoccaceae. Gene Ontology annotation, biological process: nucleotide-excision repair; double-strand break repair involved in meiotic recombination. The transcript is spliced from 2 exons. Gene Ontology annotation, cellular component: nucleus. The record is from RefSeq and is a predicted model, not a curated record. Gene Ontology annotation, molecular function: ATP binding; hydrolase activity, acting on acid anhydrides, in phosphorus-containing anhydrides; DNA helicase activity. Bases 1 to 2817 code for a protein of 938 amino acids.
AUGUCGCGCGACGAAGAUUGCGACCUGAGUCCGCGCGAGAUCGCGUCGCCGCGCGACGCCGACGACGAGGGCGAUGAUGUUCGCGUCGUGUGCAUCGACGAAGGCGACGACGCGACGCCGCGCGCGCGCGCGUCCGCGGACGCGCCGGACGCGACGACGUCGACGCGAGCAUUCCCAGGCGCGUCCACGGCGCCGGACGCGCGCGCGGCGCGGUUCAAACCGGAACUGAGCGUCAAGUCGUACUUUAAGAAGAUUGAACCAAACGACGCGACGCGCGACGGCGACGCGACGACGCCGGAGGACGCCUCGCCGAAGCGUCGGCGAGGGUUGGUGAAGAUUGAAUUCGAAAAGGACAGGCGCGAAUUCACGACGAAGGCGAUCGGGGGAUGUAAGGUGAAGUUUCCGGAGGGACUGAAUCCACAUCCGGCGCAGACGAUGACGAUGUCGAGCAUCAUUCGAGCGUUGACGAAACGCGAGCACGCGAUGAUUGAGUCGCCCACGGGGACGGGGAAAACGUUAGCGCUGUUGUGCGGGGCGUUGGCGUGGCAGGAACGAGAGGUGGCGCUUUCGAUGGAGAAGAACAAGGGCUAUUGGUCGGAAAAGAUGAAGUAUCAAACGGCGCGGAACGCGUACAAAGACGCGAUUUUCAUCUGUUCGCGAACGCAUUCGCAGAUUAAUCAAAUUUUGCGUGAACUCAAGCGAACGGGGUAUUCGCCGCGGUACAGCGUGCUGUCCUCGAGACAACGGAUGUGCCCGAUGGAAAAGAACGACGCGCAGUGCAAAGAAUUACUCGGCACUGGAGUGGCUCAACAGAGCGGUCGCACGGCGUGCGGGUUUUUCAAUCGACACAAGCACGUGUCGUCGAACAUGGAGCGAUACCCGAAGGCGGGCGAAGAAGGCAUGUUUCCGAGCGCGUGGGACAUGGAAGACUUUGAGCGCGUCGUGAAUGAAAUCGAAGGUUGUUCGUUUUACGCGCUUCGCGAGAUGGUGAAGACCGCGGAUUUGAUCUUUUGCCCGUACAAUUAUCUGUUUGACGUGAACAUUCGACGAAAGAUGAAGAUAGAUCUGAAGGACGCCGCCGUCAUCAUCGAUGAAGGGCACAAUCUUGAAGACGUGUGCAGAGAAGGUUCGUCGAUUGAGUUUUCGCUCGACACCAUCGGAAAAGGUAUGGAUGAGUUGUCGAAGACUUGGGGGAAAAUCAACAACGAAACGAGUUUGAUCGCCAGAUUCUUUCGAGCGAUUUCCGCGUUCAUGGAGGGUCUUUUCUGCACCAACACCGCGCCGACGACGGUGAUUCAAUCGAACCAGCUCGAGUACUUCGUAAACGACAUGCUGAAAACAUUCAACGCGGUGGGUGAGUACACGCAGGACAUCAUAGACGUCGUAGAAAAGUUACUCACUGAGGACAGCAAUUUGAUGUCGCCUAUCAUCGCGCCGCACAUUACGUUCGCCGGAGAUCUAGCCGAAGUUUUGCAAAACGCCGUCAAGCACGCGGCUGCGUACAACAUUUUCAUCGGCUCGCGGGUUGAAAUCGACGGCGAUGAAUGUCCAGGUAUGGUGAUUCAGUGCAUGAAGCCGUCAGUCGCGUUUCACGCCGUUGCGGAGAAAGCGCGCUCGGUAAUCAUCACCUCUGGUACGUUGUCGCCGAUGAAUACGUUCGAGGCGGAGCUCGCCGAGAAGUUUCCGACGAAAAUCGAAGCGCCCCACGUGGUGCCAAACGAUCACGUGUACGUCGAAGUGACGAGCGCGAUUGGCGAGGUGACGUACAAGGCGACAGAUGGACACGUCCAAGGACCGAAGUUCGCGAAAAAGUUGGGCGAAUACUUGUUGAAAUACGCUCAAGUCAUCCCGGGAGGGAUGCUCGUGUUUCUUCCAAAGUAUAGUCUCAUCGACCGCGUCUUGCGCGAAUGGCACGUGACUGGUUUGUUUGGGAAGAUGAACGAUUACAAACGCGUCGUCGUGGAAACGCGGGGCGCGCGAGGUUUCCAGGACACCCUGAACGAAUUCAAUCUCGGAAACACGAACGGUAAAGGAUCGUUGAUGCUUGCCGUGUACCGCGGUAAAGUGUCCGAAGGUAUCGAUUUCAAAGACGACAGCGCGCGGGCUGUGUUUUGCGUCGGCAUUCCGUUUCCGAGCGUCUACGACAUCAAGGUGAAGGCGAAGAAAGAAUUUAACGAUUUACCCGUUUCUCGAGCGCAAGGCAUGCUAUCGGGCGGCGAGUGGUACCGCGCGCAGGCGUACCGCGCGUACAACCAAGCGCUCGGUCGUUGCAUUCGCCAUCCGAAGGAUUACGCCGCGUUGUUCCUCGUCGACUCGCGUUUUCGCGAAAGUCGUUGGAUGCUGAACAACAUCUCUAAAUGGAUUCGCAACAACGCGCAGGCGUCCGACGACGUCAAUCAAAGCGUGCGAGUGGUGGAUGGAUUCUUUAAGCGCCUUCGCGGCGCAUCCGACGGAAACGCGCCGGCGGGGUCGACGGCAAAGCACGAGGAAACUCAACAAAAAGAAAAUCUCCUCUGCGGCCUGGGGUGCGAGAAAAACGCCGCGCUCUGCGCCGCGCUCGAGAGACUCCACGAAGCGAGUAUGCUUUCGCCCGAGGAGCCGAUGAAAGUGAACGCGUAUGCGAAAGCGUUGACGUCCAUUCGCGCGUUGAAGUACGAAGUCACGAGUGGCGCGAAGAUGAGUAAAGCGGGUCCCGACAAAGUGCAGCACGUCGGACCGUCCAUGGGCGCGCAAAUCGAUUUCUUUCUCAAGCACGGCGUCUUCGAACGAAUGGAGUAUUACGAGCGCAAAGAGCUUCCCCCGUCGUCGGCGAAGUAG